Molecule: messenger RNA, 811 nt
Organism: Heterocephalus glaber (naked mole-rat)
Lineage: Eukaryota; Metazoa; Chordata; Mammalia; Rodentia; Bathyergidae
Gene: Ccdc70
Product: coiled-coil domain containing 70
Source: RefSeq, a predicted model, not a curated record
GUAGCACUUGGUCUGAUGGGAAACAGCUAAGCAGGUUUAACUAUCUGACCAGGACUUGGUCAAGAGCCCUGUCCUCCACCAUGGCCAUUUUAUCAAUCUGGCUGACUAGGAAGAUGUUUCCCUUCAAGGUGAGCAAAUGGAUGAGACUUGCUUGCCUCCGAUCAAAGGUGGUCUCACCCAAUAUUCGCCAGAAGAAACUAAUCCACAAGCUGCAAGACGAAAAGACUUUUCAGGAAGAGAUGAAGAUUUUCCAUGAGAAAAUAGAAGACUUCAGGGAAGAGAUAUGGAAUUUCAGAGCCAAGAUCCAUGCUUUCCGGGGCCAGAUGCUGGAUUUUUGGGAAGAGGAGGGACCUUUCUGGGAAGAGGAGAAAACUUUCUGGAAAGAGGAAAAAACUUUCUGGGAAAUGGAAAAAUCUUUCAGGGAAGAAGAAAAAACAUUUUGGAAAAAAUACCAUACCUUCUGGAAGCAGGAUAAGGCCUUCUGGAAAGAGGACAAUGCCUUAUGGGAAAGAGACAGAAAACUUCUUCAGGAGGACAAAGCCCUAUGGGAGGAAGAAAAGGCCCUGUGGGUAGAGGAAAGAGCACUCCUUAAGGAAGAGAAGGCCCUAAGGGAAGAUAAAAUGUCCCUCUGGGAAGAAGAGAAUGCCCUCUGGGAGGAAGAGAAUGCAUUCUGGGUGGAAGGCGGACAUAUUGCUAUGGAGCAGAUGCUGGAAGACAGGCCUCGAAUACCAGCAUUUUCCCGAGGCCCGGCAUAGUGAGUCCAGGAUGUGCAGAGCCAUGGGAUUCAGACUCUCCUGGAUUGGGACCCAAG